Arabidopsis thaliana (thale cress) is the source of this 1041-nucleotide messenger RNA. RefSeq names its product RING/U-box protein with C6HC-type zinc finger domain-containing protein. Gene Ontology annotation, biological process: protein ubiquitination. The record is from RefSeq and is marked reviewed. Lineage: Eukaryota; Viridiplantae; Streptophyta; Magnoliopsida; Brassicales; Brassicaceae. Gene Ontology annotation, molecular function: catalytic activity; RNA-DNA hybrid ribonuclease activity; ubiquitin-protein transferase activity. The transcript is spliced from 2 exons. Bases 1 to 1041 code for a protein of 346 amino acids.
AUGGAGGAAAGUACUUUAGUACCAUCCGGCGCCAUAUACAAGCUUUACUUUAAGGGUAUAGUAAUCGAGGAAACGAGUCAGUUAUUGGCGGGAUUUGGGGUUGCAAUUUUUGACCAAGACGAUAAGCUCUUGUUUCAGAUGAAGAGACCAAUUCAUGGCUCGGACAUUACGGUUUUGGAGGCUGAACUUACGGCAUUGAAACAAGGACUAACCGAAACUAUGAAGUUGGGUCUAGAUCGUAUCUCAAUUUGUUGCGAUCAUGAUCAUAUUUACGAAUUGGUCAUGGGGAGAUCCACGCCGGAGCAAGAUAACAUUGCCAUGCUAAUGAAUGAUGUGCAACGCAUGAGACAACAAUUGAGAUAUAGUAAUCCUAUUCUGGUGACUAGAGAUCAAAUUAGCUUUGCUUAUAAGCUUGCAAUGGAAACAGUAGUUUCCGAGAUCAGCAUAUGUAUGCCUGCGACUUGCAGCAUCUGUUUCAAUAAUGUUUUGGAAGCUGAGAAGAUGUUUUCUGUUGCUAUAUGCGGUCAUCAAUUCUGUGUGGAGUGCGUGAAACAUUAUAUAGAAGUGAAGCUACUCGAGGGAGGUGUACCGAGAUGUCUUGAUUAUCAAUGCGAGUCUAAGCUAACUCUUACAAGUUGUGGCAAUCUUUUAACACCUAAACUAAAGGCGAUAUGGAAGCAAAGGAUCGAAGAGGAGUUGAUUCUUGUAGCGGAGAGAGUUUAUUGUCCAAACCCGAGGUGCUCGGGAUUAAUGUCGAAAACCGAGCUCUCUACAUCAACUGAAGAAGAUGUAAGUACUAGGACUUGUUGUGUUAAAUGCGGUGAACCCUUUUGCAUCAACUGCAAAGUUCCGUGGCAUAGUAACUUGUCAUGCGAUGAUUACAAGAGAUUGGGUCCAAAUCCUACAAAAAAUGAUAUAAAGCUAAAAGUUUUGGCAAAUCAGCAAAAGUGGAGUCAAUGUGCAAAGUGCCAACACAUGAUUGCACGUAUCGAAGGAUGCAACGUAAUAAUCUGCAGGUAUCAUCAUCGUUACAUUCUCUAA